Dipodomys ordii (Ord's kangaroo rat) is the source of this 243-nucleotide messenger RNA. RefSeq names its product kinesin-like protein KIF15. The transcript has 2 exons. Lineage: Eukaryota; Metazoa; Chordata; Mammalia; Rodentia; Heteromyidae. The annotation marks the transcript as partial. The record is from RefSeq and is a predicted model, not a curated record.
GAACAAAUGAGUGCUCUUCAAGUGAAAUUGGAUGAAGAAGAGCAUAAAAACCUGAAGCUUCAACAGCAGGUUGACAAGCUAGAGCACCAUUCUGCCCAGAUGCAAGAGCUCUUCUCUUCAGAAAGAACCACAUGGGCCCAACAGCAGCACGACCACCUCUCACACUUGAAUAUCCUCGGAAAGCAGCUUCAAGAUACCCAGACCAAGAAUGACUGUAAGUGUGAGCAGCCUGGGAUCUUGUGA